CGUUACAAGACUUGACACACUUGAAUCCCUCCCUCUCUCUCUCUCUCUCUCUGACUCUGUCACUCUCUAUUUCUCUCUUCUCCACGUCUCCAAAUUCUUAAUGUUUAUGGAAUGGAGUCUCACUCUUGAUUCCUCUCACUCUUCCUCCUCCACCACUAACCACAACAUGUUCCCCACUUUAGGAUUUCCGGUCAACCUUAGCCCCUCCUCCGAUCACAAUCGGACGGUCCUCGGUGAAGUUGACUUCUUCUCCGGUGCUAGAAACAUCUCAUCAUCUCACACCAACAACGAUCAUGGAACCCCCCUUAAGUGUGAUCCCCAUGUAAAUACUGGUUUGCAACUUCUCACCGCUAACGCUGGAAGUGAUCAGUCAACCGUGGAUGAUGGGGCUUCAUCGGAUGCUGAAGAUAAGCUUGUCAAGAUCACUGAGCUGGCACGAUUGCAAGAGGACCUUCGGCGCAUGAAUGCAGAGAACCAAAAGCUGAAGGAGAUGCUCAGCCAUGUCAGCAGUAACUACGCGAACUUGCAAAUGCAUCUUGCAGCAGUACUGCAACAGCAACAUAACCAACGCACUGAGAACACGGAACAAGAGGUUGUUCAAGGAAAAGCUGAGGAGAGAAAGCAUGGAGGAAUGGUGCCUCCUAGACAAUUCCUGGAUUUAGUUCCGAGUGGUACGACCGAAAUAGAUGAUCAAGUAUCGAAUUCUUCUUUGGGUGAAAGGACUCGAUCAACCACACCUCCCAGCUGCAAUAAAAAUGAUGAUAAGGAUAAGAAAGAGACUACUGAUAUUCCACACUCUGGCAAAUUAUUGAACCAUACGACGGAUCCAUCCACUAGUCCGGAAGCCGCUAUGAGAAAAGCUCGUGUCUCAGUUCGUGCCCGAUCAGAAGCACCCAUGAUCAGUGAUGGGUGCCAAUGGCGAAAAUAUGGACAAAAGAUGGCUAAGGGAAACCCUUGUCCUCGAGCAUACUACAGAUGCACCAUGGCAGUUGGUUGCCCAGUUCGCAAACAAGUUCAACGUUGUGCGGAGGACAGAACAAUUUUGACAACAACGUACGAGGGGACCCAUAACCAUCCACUGCCACCAGCUGCAAUGGCUAUGGCAUCGACCACUGCAGCUGCUGCUAGCAUGUUGUUGUCUGGGUCAAUGACCAGUGCUGACGGAAUAAUGAACCCCAAUUUGCUAACUAGAGCUAUUCUUCCAUGUUCUAGCAUGGCAACACUUUCAGCUUCAGCACCAUUCCCCACAGUGACAUUGGACCUCACACACAACCAAAACGCGUUUCAGAAUUACCAAAGACCUCAAACCCCAUUGUUCCCAUCACAGCCCCAGGACUUUAUCGCUGGAUCCACGCCACCACAACUGCCGCAACUGAUUGCACAAGCGCUCUAUAAUCAAUCCAAAUUCUCAGGCCUUCAACUUUCUCAGGAUGUGGGGCCUAAUAAUUCCCAAGCUCCAAGACCGUUUUUGCAGCCAAGCCAACAGGUCUCGCUCACUGACACCAUCAGUGCCAUCACCGCCGAUCCAAACUUCACGGCAGCGCUCGUCUCCGCCAUCUCCUCCAUCAUCGGUGGUGCUAAUCCAAACAAUAACAGCGCCAACAACAGUAGUAGCAAUCCCAAUGUCAUCAAUAGUGCUACAAUUAAUCAAUAGCUUUUCAUCAGGAAACUAAUAGGAAGUUCUUUGGUUCUUUUCUUUUCUUUUGUCAUAGAUUAUAUUCUUUUCUUUUUUAUUCGUUUAAACGUGGGAAAGGGAAAAUGAAUUUGUGAUCAAUGUUCAUGAACCUGGCCAAAUUCUACAGUGAUGUUUCUACCGCGUGGUCUUCUUCUCCAUGCUCACUGCUCAGGCUGGUUACAGCUUAAGGUGAAGGAUACUUUUGAAGGCACUUCAAUAUUUUAGUAAGGAUUUUAGCUGAAUGACAGCAAUGGUCAUAAAUAUGUACAUGAUACUUGUGACCUAUUUAUAUGGAUAUAUAUUGAGAUGAGUUGAGGUGAGCGUAAGAUUCAAGGCCUAUCUUUAGGAAAUACCUUUUUGGUAGCAUUAUACUAUAUAUAUGUGUUUUUCUUGCUUGUUCUAGGUGUAUCUAAUUUGCUUUGUGACUAGUUCAUUGGCUAUGAACUUCAGCUCAAUUACUCUCAUAGGCCAUUGGGUUGGCAGGUCCAGAAAUAUUACUUUUGUCGGCAUGGUAGGGUUUAGAACACGGCAGUUUCAUUCUCUCUUUGUUGUAUCCUUCUUGAAUAAUUAGGAUUCAUAAUUUUCGGAGUAAUCUGUCAGAAAAAAAAUGUAACGUCUUUAUA
This is a messenger RNA of Glycine soja, 2298 nucleotides long. RefSeq names its product WRKY transcription factor 6-like. The coding region runs from base 101 to 1654 and encodes 517 amino acids. The transcript is spliced from 6 exons. Lineage: Eukaryota; Viridiplantae; Streptophyta; Magnoliopsida; Fabales; Fabaceae. Gene Ontology annotation, molecular function: DNA-binding transcription factor activity; sequence-specific DNA binding. The record is from RefSeq and is a predicted model, not a curated record. Gene Ontology annotation, biological process: regulation of DNA-templated transcription.